ACAACGACGUUUCUGACUAGUACUUGCCCCUGUCAACGACGAUGUGUGGCAGGUUUGCACUGGCAAUGCAGCGAGCUGAGAUCCGUGCCCUGCCGGGUUAUCCCCAGUUGAACGUCCAAGGCUGGGUCGGGGAAGACAACUUCAUGCCGCGUUAUAACAUAGCACCCAAUACUCAAGCACCCGUCAUCCGUCGCACUCCCGGAGAUGCUGCCACGACCAAGAAACCACCAUCAAGCGCCGAGCAGCAGCCUCCAGCUUCGUCUUCAGCAUCGGAGGAACCUGCCGCAGACUCUGGCCCGGUCGACCUCGUUAUGCACACGAUGCGGUGGGGUAUAAAGUACGGCAAGGAAAGGGGGGCACAGGCUAUCAAUGCGCGCUCGGAGAACUUGGUUGAGGGUGUGGGGAUGUGGAAUAGAUUUCGAGGGAGGAACCGGUGCAUCGUCGUUUGUCAGGGAUACUACGAGUGGCAAACUAAAGGCAAGAACAAGCUUCCGCACUUCAUAAGACACUCCUCCGGCGACAAGGUCAUGUUGAUGGCUGGUCUCUACGAGUCUGUCGUCGAGCAAGAUGGCUCUGAACCUACGUACACGUUCGCGAUUGUUACGACAGAUGCCAGCAAGGGGUUGAGCUGGUUGCACGAUCGCCAACCGGUUAUUCUGUCUUCAGUUGAGGAUGUAAAUCGUUGGUUGGAUACGUCGUCUCAGACUUGGUCUGCUGAGCUUGCAAAGUUGCUGCAUCCAUGGGAAGACGCAAAAGCGCCUCUUCAGUGCUACCAAGUGCCAAAGGAAGUCGGAAAGGUCGGGGCAGAGUCACCCACGUUUAUUCAACCACUAUCGACCCGCAAGGAUGGUAUCCAAGCCAUGUUCGCGAAACAGAGGUCCAAGCAGGAAGCCACCACGACAGCAAAACGCAAGCGAGAAUCGAUGUCGCCUGGCAAGAGCGAUGAGCCCCAAACUGACGAAAAGAAAGUAAAACGUGAAUAUUCAUGAAUCAUGAAAUGGGGGGCGGCAAGAUACGCUGAUGAUAUUACCAUGUCUGUAUUUGUGACAAUGAGGGGAUGCAGAUCUGAUUAUGGGAUUGAUGCUAAAAAUUGAAUGGACGUAUCCAAGCAUGCCGUGGCCUGACACCGUACGUUCUUAUGUAGUGCAUCUGACAGUCGAGGAGAGCAGCGCAUAGGAGGAGAGUGCAGGACGAUAAAAGUCGCAAAGCAUGACGCACGGUGAAACGUACUUGAUGUUUGUCACCCUCGAGAGUCAACGUCGAUGUCAGUGUGCCUCUUCAACCAACGCUCCACAACACUCUGCAUGGGACAAGCGCUCGACUCUGCACCUCUGCCACCUUUCUUGUACAUCUCAUCACAACAGAG
Molecule: messenger RNA, 1366 nt
Organism: Pisolithus orientalis
Lineage: Eukaryota; Fungi; Basidiomycota; Agaricomycetes; Boletales; Pisolithaceae
Exons: 6
Coding region: 42-989 (315 amino acids)
Biological process (GO): DNA damage response
Molecular function (GO): single-stranded DNA binding
Source: RefSeq, a predicted model, not a curated record